UCAUCAAUUUUAAAUGUUUAGGCUGUAACACAAAUUGUGGAAAAAAAGUCAAUAGGUGUGAAUGCUUUCUAAAGGCACUGUAGGUGCAAAAAAGAUUGAAUCUCUUUGCCCUUUUCUACAGUAUUGUGCAGCAGUUUUUGGCUGGUCUGUUUGCCAACAAUGGAAAUCCAGGCGUCGCACCAGCUGCACUGUCUGGCAUGUUCCAUUCAAAUCCAGGGGACUAUGCCUGGGGUCAGGGAGGUCUAGACGCAGUUAUCACAGAGUUGUUAGGUCAGUUUGAGAGCACAGGUCCACCUCCUGCAGAGAAGGAGAUGAUCUCAUCCCUCCCCACAGUCAACAUCUCUCAAGAACAGACAGACAGCAGACUGGAGUGUCCAGUAUGUAGGGAGGAGUACUCCGUGGGAGAGUCUGUCAAACAGCUGCCCUGCCUCCAUUAUUUCCACAGUGACUGCAUAGUGCCAUGGCUCAAACUGCACGAUACCUGUCCUGUGUGUCGUAAAAGUCUUGACGGCGUCGACCAGAGCAUCCAGCCCCCACCAGAGCCCCCCUCCAUCAGGACAGACCCUCAGGAGGAGAGACGGGCUAUUUGAGGUUUAGGUCUCCCUCUCUUUUACCUCUCUGGCAUCUCUUCUUCCCUUUUUUUCUCCUGAACGAGGCUCACCUCUCCUCAUGCCUCGUCAUCCAUCGCUCCUUCUUUGACCACGCAUUUAUUGAAGAGACAGAUUUCAAUUCAACUGUGCCUCAUUGUCAAAAUUAUACUUGCUUCGAAAAAUCACCUCACUCACAAUGCUUUCACCCACAGAUCACUAUACAUUUCCUGGAGAACUUUGAUUGAGGUGAGAAAGAUCCAAUAUGCCUGCAAUAUAACCUCACCUGCAAAUGGUUCCAACUGUUUUCUGACAAAUUGUUAUGGAUUCAAUUUGUCCCUUCGUAGAGGCAUUUCACCUGUUCUGAUUGGCUUUCAUUUUUUAUUAAAAACAAAUGAACUGACAUCAUUGAGCCAUAGGGACGUGACAAAUGUGUUGAAUUUAGGAGAGUUUGUGAAAAUCCUGAAAGGUGAGCUGAACUCACUCUCUUGCAUUGUUGAUCUGGGUAAGAGAAUUUCCCUACUCUGUUCUCUCUGACCUCUUUGGUUGCAUCGCAAUAAUCUCUGCUUUCUCCUGAAUGGUGCACUUGUUCACUUCAUGGAUUUGAAAGGAAAUUACUGGUAUAUGGAAACUCCUAGGCCAUGCCUAUACCAAUCCAAAGCUUUUAGAUUUGUGGAGAGUAGUGAACGAAUGCAAACUUCGGAAGGAAGGAGAGGUUAUUGGGAAUGUAACCACAGGGAGAAUCUCAAUUGAAUACUUGCGUCCUCUCUACUUCUCAAAAUCCAUUGGAGGAGAGGAUCAGAGGGGCGGGAUCUUUGGCUUUCUCUUACAAUGGGUUUUGAGAAGGAGGCGAGGAGUAUGCAAUUGAAACUCUCCCCCGUCUCCCACUUCCUCUUAUUCGUUAAUAAUGUCCACCUCUCUUUAUGUCCCCUAUUAAAGCCUAAUGCUGUGUUCUUGACACUAUCCACCUCCUUCCUGUUAUAACAUUAUGCACUUUCCUAAUGCAUUAGUCUUUUACCUCUUUCUAUCAUUUUAUUUUGAAUGAUAAGUACAAGUCACAGCAAAAAAAAACAUGUUUUUAAUAUUGAAUAUAUUAUGAUUUGCCUAUAUAUGUAUUGGUAUGUAUAUAUGUAUAGGUGUGUAUAUACAUGUAAAUGUUUGUUAACGAAUACAUCUGCUUGGCAAUGAGGUGAUCAGAUUGAAGAUAAUAAUAAAAAAUUGUCAAAUU
This is a messenger RNA of Salvelinus namaycush (lake trout), 1815 nucleotides long. Its product is annotated as E3 ubiquitin-protein ligase RNF115. The coding region runs from base 198 to 590 and encodes 130 amino acids. The transcript is spliced from 5 exons. The record is from RefSeq and is a predicted model, not a curated record. Gene Ontology annotation, biological process: protein ubiquitination; positive regulation of DNA-templated transcription; ubiquitin-dependent protein catabolic process. Gene Ontology annotation, molecular function: ubiquitin protein ligase activity. Gene Ontology annotation, cellular component: cytoplasm; nucleoplasm. NCBI's taxonomy places the organism in Eukaryota, Metazoa, Chordata, Actinopteri, Salmoniformes, Salmonidae.